Paramuricea clavata is the source of this 33597-nucleotide messenger RNA. NCBI's taxonomy places the organism in Eukaryota, Metazoa, Cnidaria, Anthozoa, Malacalcyonacea, Plexauridae. The record is from the annotation of a GenBank genome assembly.
CCCCAGACAUUCUUAACAAGCUGGAUGAAUCCACCAAGCCAUGUGAUGAUUUCUAUCAAUACAGUUGUGGGGGAUUCAUAAAAAAGACUCGUCUACCGGACGAUAAAUUGUACAUGGAUUCACUUACUGUAACUACUGAUUAUGUUCAAUAUUCUUUGAGAGAGCUGUUGCAGAAUGAACGAUUGAUGUCAAAUUACUCGGAGGUAAUUCAACCCAUUGAGUAGCAGCACGCUUCCCAAAGUAGGGCGCAUUAGGAUUUAGGAUACAGUGCCCAUCAUAGAGAUUGUAAAUAACACUAGAGGGGGCAUCAUAAUCCUCAAAGAAAGGGAACACAGCUAUUGGGGGGGGGGGGCAAACAUUUAAAAUGCUAAAAUAGGAGCGAGUUUCAACAAAAAUCUUUAAAUUCUUGUUUAUGGCAGUUGUGUAGUCCCGUUUUGAAUUUUAACCAAGAUUUCUACCUCAGUUUUGUCUCUAACACAUUUUUGAGAAUGCUGAACGCUCCAAAAUAAUGCUGAUGUCAGCAAUUUUGAUUUUUUCAAGAGGAAUUAAUCGUUUGAAUUCAAAAUUUGGGGGGAAUGUUUGUAGUAAUGACAUGCAAAACAUAUAAUUUAAACACCCAGUUUUGUGACUCUUGUUUAAAUUUUUUUUAGUUUCAAGUCUAUAACCCAAGAAUUAUGCGGCGUUCAUCUGGGAUUUCAAUUUGCGCCCCCCCCGUUACCGUGCUCCCAAAUUCCACCCUCAAUGCCCCCUCUAGUGUUAUUUAUAAUCUCUGGUGGCAGCCUAUUGAGUGGUAGCUAGCCAGUGAGCUCCAUAUAUACUGGAGCUAGAACUCACAUCAAAGAGUGAAGCCAAAGAUGGGGAUCAUUUUCAGCAUUUGGGGUUUACAAGAAAUUUCCAAGCCCCCCCCGAUAUUUGUAGAAUAAUACAACCUGUAUAAUGCUAUCAAAUGGACCUAUUCCCUAAUGAACAAAUUUUUGAUCUAGACAAGUCUAGACAAAGAUUUCAUCACAGUUGGGAAGAGCAUCACAAAAUUAGUAAUAUUCCGAAGUUUCGUUUCGAAAUGUUGUAAAAUUCGGAUAAUAUAGCCAUGCGAAAUUUGCCGUUUUUCAUUCAUUUUGUAUUACGCACGGGAAAUUGAUACCGCAUUCUGAAGAAAGGUAUCAAUUUCCCGCGCGUAAUACAAAAUGUCUGAAAAACGGCAAACUUCGCAGCGCUAUAUCAUCCGCAUUUUACAACAUUUCGCAACGAAACUUCGGAAUAUUUAUACUAAUUUUGUGAUGCUCUUUCAAGCUGUGAUGAAAUUUUUAUCAUACCAGGUUAUUAAGCAAAUUCCUUCAAAUUUAAUUGCAACCCUUCCCCGUCAUUUUCUUGAAAAAAUUUAAUAGCCCCCCCCCCCCUUCUUGUCAUUUUUAUUUCUAUAUAUGGCCCCUUAUUCCCUUCCAUAAAUAAUGACCGGUCCCUUAUCAAUCAUCAGUGCAAUCGUUGAAAUUGGAGAUUUAUUGAUUUGCGUAUUUGACAAUGAAAUAUGCGCACAUGUUCUGUUCUUACCUGAAUAACCUGAUCGGCCCAAUUUUAGGGCAUGCACACACACACACACCAUGUAUGGUCCACCAAUAAUUCUGAAAGAUGUAUAUCUUUGCGCUGAGGUUCUUGUGAUUGGCUGUUGUCGGCUUCGAGGUUCUCGAUAUCUUUCUCUGGAACUUCUUCGAUGACACCAGAAGAAAGCUAUUCCCUUAUGAUCUGAUCAUAUUCCUUGAGAAGCUCUGGUUUCUUUUGUAACUUGAAAUGCAUCGAUCGUAGUCGGUUUCUGGAUAACUCGUAGUUGUUUGGAAUGGGUAAGUGUUCACCCUUCCAAGGUAGACUGACUUCGUAACGGUUUCCUUGUCGAUAAACAUACUCAGAGAACUCUUCACUCUGUACUGGGUCUUCGGAUGGAUGGAUGCCAAUUGACUCGGUCUCCCAAAACUUCUUCAAUGUGUCGACUACGUUCUGUUAUUCAUCAUAGGUACCAUAGUUGAAUGUCUCGCUCUGUCCGGAUAUGAUCAAGUUUGACUGUAUUUCGGUUGGCGCAGCUGAAUCAUGAAGUGGACCUGACAGCAGCCAUCCGAGUUUGCUACUUACAGCUACUGGACCAGAUUCUUCCUUCUGCAUUUCUCCAAUAACUAUUUGCCAAUAAUAGUCGGAACCAAUAAGAACAUCUAUUGAUUCAUUUCUAUCGUGUUCGAACUCAUCAGCUAGUUCAAGACCAUCAAGGUGUUGGAAGUCUUCGAUGUUGACUCGAGUGGAUAGAGAUGAGCAAAUUACUGGAAAACUGAGAGCCUUUAUUGUUAAUUUGCCAUGAUCUUUGCCUUCGAGAUUAAAUUCAACCAAGUCACAAUUUUGCUUGCGAAAUUUGGAAUUACCAAACGUAUUUAAGUUUAGUGUUUCAUUCUUGACAGGUUUGAGGUUUAAUCUUGUUUUGAGGCUGUUGCUGAUAUAUUUUCGCUGGCUUCCGCUGUCGAAAAGGACUCUUACUUUUGCUGAUCUUGUUCCAUUGGAAUUAGUUGCUGUAGUUCUCGCUGUUUGAAGAAGCACUGUUCCCUUGCUUCGCACGUUACUUGUAGUUGUGGUUCCCUUUGAUUCCUCUGUUGUUUUGUUGCGGUCGGACUUGUUGUCAGGGAUUGGGGAUUUCAAGGUGUUACAAAUGGAUUGGUGGUGUUUUUGCUUGCAAUGUCUACAACCCUUGGAGCUUUGACAAUUAGAAACGCGAUGACCAAUUCUAGGACAGUUAAAACAUCGAUUGGUAUUCCGAAGAAUAUUUUGUCGCUUUUCUGGAUCAGUAACCUUUGUGCAGGAUGCGGAAUAAUGAAGUUCCUUACAAUAAGCUCAGCGAACAGUUUAAUUCUGGUCGUCUUUCGAUAGGAAGGAUCCGGCAGUCGGUUUAUGUCCCUGCCAUUUACUACCCUGUUGUCGUAUGUGGUCAUCAGCUUUGAUUCUUUCAGACGCCUCUCUUGCUUCUACUUCUUUCUUAAUAAUAUUUAAGAGUUCGUCAAUUUUCCAUACAUCUUGUGUUGAGUUUCGCGCAAUUUGAAGACGAAUUUCAUUUGGCAACUUAGACAUGAUCACAGGAAUUAACAAACUUAAUUUUUAAUCUUUAAUAAAAUUUCUUUUAACACGGUAGCGUAUUCAGUAUAAUAGAUAGAUUUAGAUCGAGGACGCGGACGUCAAAGACGACGUGAAAAUGGCGUGUCGUGCCCAUGUAUGGACAUGCCACGCCAUUUUGACGCCAUUUUCACGUCGUCUUUGACGUCCGCGUCCUCGAUCUAAAUCUGUCUAAUAUAUACAGUCUGUUUUUCGAAGGGCCGUGCUAUAUAGUAUUAAACACACAUUAACUAUGGAUAUUUACAGUUAAUUACAGCACAUAAUUAUACAUUAUUCAUGUGCAAGCUUAAGGGUUAAACGCCGUUUGAAAUCGGGUAAAGAUAAAUCCUGAAUGUUAUUAGUUACUUCAUCCGAUAAUUCGUUCCACCCUUGUGCUGCUCUACAAGAGAAACUUCUUUUAAGAAAGUAAGUUCUUGGUUUAGGCAAAGAUAGUUUAACAUUAUUGCUUCUUAGAGAAUAAUUACUAUUUUCGCAUCUCGUGAAGAAAUUCUGCACAUAAUCAGGUAGUCUGUUAGUUAAAGCUUUAAACGUUAUAAUGAUUUCUCUUUUCUUUAAAAUGUCUUCAAUUGGCAUCCAAUUGAGACUUUCUAGUAUUUGAGUGGAACGAACAUCGUAUGAUUGUCCUGUGAUAACCCGAGCUGCUCUUCUUUGUAACUUAGAGAGUUUGUUAAGAAUGGUAUUAGAUCCAUCAUUCCAUAUUGUUGAGCAAUAUGUCAGGUGAGGAGAUACUAGAGCAUUAUACAUUUUUAUUAGAAUGUGUAAAGGAACAAAGGACUUGGCUCUUUUUAGUAAUGCAAUACUUUGAGAUUUUUUUUACAAUUGUGCGUCAAUGUGUAUACCCCACUUUAAUUGAUCGUUGAUGAUAAAACCAAGAGAUUUUUUGUUGGUGACCCGUUUAAUAUUAUUAUCUCGUAUGGCUAAUGAAAUCUCUGGGUUGUCUUCAAAUUUAGUAAGAUGAUGUCUAGAGCCAAUUAUUAUAAAUUCCGUUUUGCUAUCGUUUAGCGUGAGUUUGUUACAUCUAAGCCAACUAUGAACAUUCUCAAGAUCUCUUUUAAGUUUAGUCUCGAUUUCAUUGGCAUCUAAGCCGGCACACGAAAGAUUUGUGUCAUCAGCAAACAAGUUGGCCUUGGUUGUUUCUAGACACUUAGGUAGAUCGUUAAUAUACAAGAGGAAUAGGAUGGGGCCAAGGUUAGAACCUUGUGGUACCCCACACCUAAUUUCUUUAGCAUGUGAUUUUUUCCCAUUCAUUAAACAAAUCGAUUUUCUAUUUUGGAUGUAAGAUUCAAACCAUGCGUAAGUAGUUCCUUUUAUGCCGUAUAGGUGAAGUUUCUUUAAUAAGAUUUCAUGGUCGACAGUGUCAAAAGCUUUUUUCAAGUCCAAGAACAGGACUCCAUUGAUUAAGCCACUGUCCAUGUUAUAUAACCACUCAUUUGUCGAACCUAAGAGUGCCGUCUCAGUAGAGUGUUGUGACUGCCAUAUUGAUCAGCAGAAAUACCCAGAGUUGCUAAUCCCCUUGUAUGCACGCUUGUCUUAUCGUAAACUAACCUGAGAGUGUCUAACUUGUCACUUGUACAGCUUGGGAUUUUUAACAGUAAUAAACAAUGCUUGUAUAUACAAUGCUUCUCGUCUGUCGAUAAUUUUCGUUGCAAUCACGUUUAUUCCUCGGCUUUAAUCGUUGUUUUAAUCGUUACACUGAACGAGCUUUUUCACGUUGGGCGCCAUGUAUUGAAUAUCGUAUUUAUUUUUAUAAUUUCUUGAACAUUUGGUAUAAAAUAUCAACGUAAAACUCUAUACAAAGAGCUAUAAAUCGUAUUGUGUUCGAGCUAUAAAAUCGUAUCGUGUUCAAGCUAUGAAUCGAAUUACCUUUGUUUCUAUAGCAACAGUUCUGCUAUUGGUUGGCAUAAAUUAAGUCAACAUAAAUUAAAUUUAAUUUAAAUGUUUAUCACACAUGAUUAAUUGAUCAUCGUAGAAAAAGUAUGUAAUGUCAGUCAAAUGGCACAACUCGGGACUCCUUAUUCAUUUCAUCAAGUAACCCAUGUUCUGAAAGAUUUGCAUAAUUUGCAUUUAGAGCCUAAACCGAAACAUAGCAUACAUCUUUAAAAUCCCCCUUCCCCAAUAUUUCGUGAAGUGUUCGCGACUGCCCUAAUAUAAUAUAAAAUCCCAAUCUCUAACGAAUCCAAUGUGUUUAGGGUUCAGCUGUCUACAAAGCUUUUACGUACUACAAGUCCUGUAUGGAUGAGAGUUCUAUUAAAAAUUAUGGGAAUAAACCAGUUCUUGAUGUGAUAGAAAAAUAUGGCUCAUGGAAUAUCACAAACAAGAACUGGAAUGGAGAUUCUUGGAUAUUGGAAAAAAUUCUUGCAAGGGUGUUGGUUGAUCUUAAAACUCCAGCGUUUCUAGCUUUGGAUAUAAAACCAUCUUUCUUUAACACAUCUGAAAUUUUUGUCACGGUAAGUUGAAGAGCUGCAUCGGGAACACCCAUUAGUAAGCGAAGCCGUUAUUGUCCUGCCCCACCACGUAAUACCUACGUAAUUGAUCCAGUCAUGUGCACCAGGGCUCGAAUUUUAUCGCGGCAAUUGCCGUAGAGAGAGAACAAAAUGCCGUGGAUCAUUGCGGCAACGACGGCAAUUUUUUGCCGUAUAGUGCAAUUUUUAUACUCUUCAGAUGUUGAUCAAAUCAUGCGUAAAUCACUAUUAGUCUGAGUUUUCUUCGGAAAAAAAAACACUAAAGAAAUACGUAGACAUGUUUCUAGCUUGUCCAAAAUCCAAAGUAACAAUAAAAUUAAAGUUUUAUUAUAGUAGUUUGAAAAAUGCCGUGGAAACUGUCAAAAUUGCCGUAGGCAGCUGUUACGUUCGACGGCAAUUUUUAACGUCAGUGCCGUCGAUUGAUUUCAGGGAAAUUCCAGGCCUGAUGUGCACAGGCCUGGAAUUUCCCGAAAACCUCCCCACGGGAAAAAUUGCCGUAGAUGGUGGCAGCUGCUCUACGGUAUGCCAUAUGCAUUUUGACCUGUGGUAGAGAUUUACUUCAAGAUUCUGCAGUAAAUAUUUUCUUCUGCGUUGAGAGAUUUCAAUGUUUAUUACUAUUACACACAUACAGUAAUUAUUAUUUUUAAAUAUAAUUCAUUAUUCAUUAACUUCGCCACUUGAUUUACAAGCAUUACCAUAAUUAUUCGUGAUACAAAUCAUCCCUGUCACCACUUUGUCCCUGUCCACAUAAACAUGACUAUUCUACCAGAAUUAAAGAAAAUAGUGACGUAAUGUAGGUAACAUCAUCUAGAACUAAAAGACAUAAAUAAUCCUUUAUGCCUCGGGCAAUUGAAAUUUUAACAAUAAACUUUAAAACAUGACUAUUCUACUAUAGAAUUUACGAAAAUAGUGCUAAUGUAGGUAACAUUACCUUAGGCCGUAUGAGCAUCCAAAAGAUGCAAUUCCGUUGCACCACAUGAAUCAAUAGAUAAAAACUUACUUUAUCAGAAUCCGUUGCUCCCCAAGCGAAACAGGUGCACAAUUGCGAAAAUAAUCUCUCCAAAGUUCGCUAUUUUCCCGCUUCGAAAUAUUCGAACCGCCAUUGUUUUGGUAGCAAAUACGCAUGCGCAAGUCAGCCAAACUCGCACGCGCAAACGCGAAAAAUGGAUUUUCCCUGUGGGUUUUCCUCGAUUUCCCCCGUAAAAACAACAAAAUAAAAUCACGGAAUAAAGAUCAAAACUUGUGAUAUUAAUUACGAAUAAAUACACACACACUAAAUAUUGUUUAAAAUACAUUAUACAUUUCGCUUGCUCAUGUGCUAAAUCACUUCAAUUCAUUGGCUAUUGUUUCAGAAUACCGUUUUAACCUUUAGUUCUACUUAUUAACAUCCUAAUUCAAUACAAAUUUGUGUGAGGUAAAAAAAACCCACCUGUAUCAAACAUGACGGAGAAUAUAUAAAUAUACAUACGAUUCACACGAUCAAGGAACAAAUUUAAAUAUUUCGCUAAAGAAACAAACGUAAGAAACAUUGUCGCGGAAAUAUUCGUGAUUGUCAAUGUUUGCUCAAAUGUUUCCCUGUCUCCCACAUCUGGAAACAUUGGCUUUAAUGGCAGAAACAAAAUUUGCUUCCUGGAAAACAAAAAUAUUUCCUACCAAAUUAGAAACAUUUGAUGAAACACUCUUUCUCUGUUUGCCGACGCUGGUAAGACAAUAUAAAAUACCGAAACAUUAGUAAGACAAAUAAUAUGACAAAUAUCUUUGCGCAACAAUAUUUCCCAGUUUGUCCCGGGCAUUAAGGGAUAUUUAUAUAAACUCCUAGGAAAACCUCUGAUUGAAUCUUUAAUGAAUCAUCAGGGGCGUUGGAGCGGCUCUAAAAGUGGGCGGGCACACUUCGCCCUAACGCACACUUUGCCCUAGCGCACACUUAGUGACAUUCUAGGGGGAUCUGGGGGCAUGCCCCUCCUGAAAAAUUUUGAAACUAUAGAGUCUCUGAAAUGCCAUUUCCUGCACUUUAGAAGGAGAUUUACAGAGUUCUAAAGGUAACAAAAUGUCAUAAAAUAUCUCAAAUUGUUUUGUCUACACGCGUAUAACUGAAAUAAUAUCAAUAAAAAAUGGGAGGGGGGAGGGGCAAAGACAUUUAGGCCCCCCAAACUAAAAAGUGGGGGCGCGGGGCUCCCCCUCUGACGUCCCAGGCUAUUGCAAGAUAUGUUUGGCGCUUCUUAAAUUGUGCGUUCCAUCCAUCGCUUAAGUAUAUUCUAUGGAUACCAAUCUUGGAUUUGGACCAACUUUUCCAUUCGUUCCCACCAUGUUUUCCAACCAUCUGUUCCAACCAACGAAGCCGGACUGCACCAGUGAAGGACCUUUAACUGUGGAAGAAACAUGUCCCAGGCAUCAACUCGAAAUUCAUCAUAAAAAAAAGAUAAAUUGGGAGGAAAUAUAAAAUCCAUAAUUUCAUCAUAACUAUCUAUAAUUGAAAGACCUGUUUUUCAUCCUUGAGCCCAGAUUUUCAUCAGUGCAAGAUCAUCCCACUUAUUGGAUCCUGGCUUAGGGUCUACCAGCCUACGCUCAAAACGAGAUUGCAUGUAUUCCACAAUAAGCUGUUCUGGCUUUUGUCUGGUAAAGUUCUACUUCUCGUAUUUAACUAUUACAUAUAUUAUAUUCUGACAUAGGUUGGUAUUUGGCCACUAUCUAGAAAAACGAGGAACGAUUCAACCUGGUUUUUCGUGCCCAUACUUGUUGACUUUUUCUUAUAGAUUUGCUGCUGCGGCGGCGCCAGGAUGCGUUUCAGCUCCUCCGCUAGGGUGCGUUUCAGCUUCUCAACCAUGACCAAAUACUGAUCUGCUGCACUGCGCAGAUAAUACCUAAGUGCAUUACCAUCAUUGUUCUUCAAAUAUGCCAUCAAAUCCAGUGUCAUCGCCAUCAAGUUCGAAUAAUAGGUCAUCAUCUGAGAAAUCGUUCUCGUCUGUAUUCUGGUCGGGAGAAUUUAUGCAAUCGCAACUGGAACAAAGACCAGUACACUUCUAUUCUCGGCUUUUUAACAGGCACAACGUCUUGGUGAAUAUCCAGACUUACAACCACAGUAACGUUUUCCAAAUUUCCAUCAGGAGUUGCCGGCUUCCAUCUGAUAUUGACUUGCCUUUCGUUUACUUCCCAACCCAACUCGCUGAUUGAACACCAUGCCAUGCACGAAUGACGUUGUUUUACUUCAUACAAAUCGUACAUCAUCAAUAUGCCGCAUAUGGAAAGGUGGAUGAAAACAUGUCUUUCAAUUAUAGAUAGUUAUGAUGAAAUUGUGGAUUUUAUAUUUCCUCCCAAUUGAAUUCCGAGUUAUAAUGAAUUUCGAGUUGGAGCUUGGGACAUGUUUCUUUCACAGUUAAAGGUCCUUCACUGGUCCGGCUUCGUCGGUUGGGACAGAUGGUUGGAAAAGAUGGUUGGAACGAAUGGAAAAGUUUAAGAUUGAUCUAUAGAAUAUACUUACGCGAUGGAUGGAACGCUCAAUUUAAGAAGCGCCAAACAUAUCUUGCAUAGUUAUUCGAUAAUACAUUAAAAUAAAAAUUCAAUCAGAGGUUUUCGUAGGAAUUUAUAUAAAUAUCCCUUAAUGCCCGGGACAAACCGGGAAACAUUGUUGCGCAAAGUCAAAGAUAUUUGUCAUAUUAUUUGUCUUACCAAUAUUUCUGUAUGUCAUAUUGUCUUACCAGCGUCGGCAAACGGUGAGAGUGUUUCAUCAAAUGUUUCUGAAUUUGGUAGCAAAUAUAGUUAUUAUUUUCGCUUUCCGGGAAGCAAAUUUUGUUUCUGCAAUAAAAGCCAAUGUUUCCAGAUGUGGGAGACAAGGAACCACAUGGGCCUAAUCUUUCGGGGGGCAGUAUUAGUUUGCCCGACUGCUUUGCUUACACAGUACACAUCUACAACUUUGUUCGAGAUUUUAUCAGGGCCUUUUUUAAGAAUUUUCCCGUGGGGGGGGGGCAUUUUUUGAAAAGUGACCUUUCUGUCAGGGGGGUCUGGGGGCAUAGUACCACAGAAAAUGAAAUUUGAAGCCCGGAAAUGCAAUUUCCUGCAUUCUGAGCAUCCAAAUUUGCUACAAAAUUUAUGCUAACUAUAUAACUAACUUCAUAAUCUUUGCCAUAAGCCAUCAUCAUUCAUAUACACUCGCUCUCUUUCUCUCGCCUUCGCAUCCCCCUCCUAGCUUCUCCCACCCUCGCCCUCCCCCCUAAAUAGCGCCUGCUACGCAGGCUAUAUACAGCCAGGUGUUCUUUUUAUAUGGCAAGGUAUAUUAAAAGCAAUUAAUAUUGGCAUUAUUAUGUUUAAUUAUUCAUUGUAGACCGCGGUUCUUAUCAACUUUGCCCGACCAUAUUUUUUUUUUUUUGAGGGGGAGGCACAUGCCCCCUAGCCUGCUCACAGACGUUGUAGUUCUUACGCCAAGCGACGAAAUACUACCGUUUGCUUACCCGAGCGCCAAACUGAAUUCCGCUACGUCGACCAAUCAGAAUUUACCUUCCAAAUUCUGGAAAGUGACGUCAGUUGAUUUAGGAGCGGAAUAAAUAUAAAUAUAUAUUUUGAAAGCAGUCGUCGGUUGAAUUUUGGUCAAAAUUGCACAUAAAUUGAAUUUAAAGAUACUGAUACUUGUCCAGGUAAUAAAUGCACCAUUAAUGAUCAGAUUAUAUUUAAAACGCGGACAGGAUUGGCAUAUUAUUUAAUAUUAAUAAUACUGUAUGAAUCUUAGCCAGACAGGCAUCAAAUGCCGAAUAUAUUUCGCUGAAAUUUUGACGGUUUAUCCUUUGUUUAUCGGAAGACAGAAAAUUUUAUAUAAUACUGUGGCUUAGAAAGCGAAAUAUUAGCUUCAAAGUAAACUAAUUUGCUGUUUGAGCAACCACUUCUGAAUGUAAACUGUAAACACAACACAAACCCGAGAAACUUGUAUUAAAAUUGCGCCGUGAUGAGUUUUCCAAUUCGCUCAAACUUCGAAACGUUUAUACUCUAUUAAACUCUUGGCUAUACUUUUCUACAUGACAAUGAGAGCUUAAUCUUUUAGAAGUUUUCGUCGAAGUCAUGGCAUAUAGGAAGUAUCAAGAGCAACAUUUGGACAUAUUCUGAUAUACACAAGUCCCGAUUGAUUGUUUGUCAUUGUUACAAAAAUUUAAAUUUCGCCUACUGCAUUGCUUUAGCACUUUAUAUACACCGAUUGUUUGCUGAACAUGCGAGAAGAUGAUCACAAUAUUAUUCUACGUAAACAUCGUGAAGUUCAACGCUAUAGUUUCCAAAAUAUAUCCACGCAAGUAAACAAAUUUCAAGUUUCACCCAAACAAUAUAUUCCGAUGCAUGUGCAAGGGCUUUCCCCAGUAGCUAAUCUUUCAAUAAGGCGGCUUCCAAUUGGCUCUAACUUUUUUGAACACUGCCAGAUGAUUGGCUCCUAAAACAAAGGGAAUUGAAUAUGCAGCUCGGGUAAGCAGACGGUAGUAUUUCGUCGCUUGGCGUAAGAACUACAACGUCUGUGAGCAGGCUACAUGCCCCCUCCCUCCCGGCCGAUACGCCUAUGGGGAACCGUUUGAGCAAACAUUGAACAUCGCGAAUACUUCCGCAACAAUGUUUCUUGCGUUUGGCCAAGGCUAUAGUUUAGCGAAAUAGUUAAUUUGUUCCUUGAUCGUGUGAAUUCUCCAUCCUGUUUGAUACACAAAUUUGUAUUGCAUUAGGAUGUUAAUAAGUAGAAUUAAACGUUAAAACGGUAUUUUGAAACAAUAGCUAAUGAAUUGAAGUGAUUUAGCAUAUGAGCAAGCAAAAUGUACAAUGUAUUUUAAACAAUAUUUAAUGUGUGUGUAUAUUUAUUCGUUAAUAUCACAAGGUUUGAUCUUUAUUCCGUGAUUUUACCCUUUUGUUUUUAUGGGGGAAAUCGGGGAAAACCCACAGGGAAAAUCCAUUUUUCGCGUCUGCGCGUACGCAGUGCGAGUUUGGCUGACUUGCGCAUGCGUAUUUGCUACCAAAACAAUGGCGGUUCGAAUAUUUCGAAGUGGGAAAAUAGCGAACUUUAUAGGGAUUAUUUUCGCAAUUGUGCACCUGUUUCGCUUGGGGAGCAACGGAUUCUGAUAAAGUAAGUUUUUAUCUAUUGAUUUAUGUGAAAAUUAUGUAGUUCCAGGAGGGGUGCAACGGAAUCCGUUUUCUAUUAAGCAUCUUUUGGAUGCUCAUCCUACGGCCUACCUGUAUUAGCUGUAUAUGUCAAGAACUGAAAGACAUAAAUAAUCGUUUAUGCCUCGGGUAAUUGAAAUUUUUGACAAUAAACUUGAAAUUUUUAUUGUAAUAUAUGAAUUAAAAAUGAAAAUUAAAGUCCAGCAAAUGACUUUCAGACAAGACAUAACAAAAAUAUAAAAUAUUAAAAUUUAUUGGCUAACGUUUCGUUGUAUUGUUCACAACAUCUUCAGAGCAAUUAAACUUAUUUACAAGCGUGUAUUAUAUAAUUAUGUAUUAUACAAAUUUUUAAACGGUUACAUUAUUCAAAUACGCGAGUAAGAGGAAGGGAUGAAAAACAACCUAUCAUUAAAAAUAUUAGUAAAUUAAAGAUAUAAUGGUUAGUAAUUAGAGACCUAGGGCGCUUUCCAUUUAAUGGCCUGACCAGUCAGACCCAAAUUAUUUUCUCUGUAUCAAUGGAAAGAUCUGGUCUAUGUUUCUCAAAUAUCUAGCGAAAAUGGACCUCACUCUAAUGUUAUCUAGAUUUUCCUGUCAGAUAGGUCCGAAGCCCAAAUGUUUUGUGUUCCAUUCAACAUUUUGACCAUUGUGACCGGUCUGGCCGUGUUAAUGGAAAGCGCCUCAGCAAAGCAUUAGAAUAGGUCAAGAGGAGUUGACCUAAUGUUGGCAUUUAAAAUAGGAUUAAGCUUGGAAAUGAAAAGGCUUUCGAGAAUGAGUAAAUCCGCUUUAGAAGUAGCAAUGGAAAGGAUUUUAAAAUCAGAGGGUGAAAUUUGAUGUUUAGUGGUAUGGAUAUGAGCGAGUAUGCCUGACAUGGUUGAAACAGAACGUUUCUUUCCAAUCAAAGGUGAAACACCCAUGUGUUCAGAGAUACGCGUGUGUAUGUGUCGGCGAGUUUGACCAACAUACAAUGCACCACAGCAUUGGCACUUAUAUAAAUACACAACAUGGGAUCUCAGUUUACAGGGAAUUUUGUCCUUAAAUGGAAAGAAGUUGGAAAGACAGAAAGAAGGACGAAAGACGACACGUAGGCUAAGGAAAUAUGUGGAUUCCUCCACCUUCCUCUAGUAAUUACUUUAUGAUCGGUCCCUAAUAAACUGUUUUAUUGCACAUUGUAUUUUCAUUAAACACCUUCGACAAACAAUCAGUGAAUUGCGGCACAAAACAACGUUUCAAUCUCAAACAAGGACUGCAAACAAAUUAAAAUAUCACAAAAACAGCACUCAUGAGUCAUGUACAGUAUCAGAAAACUGACUCAUUUACCUACUAAGGUUCCGAUAAAAAUGUGAAAAAAUAAAAAACGUCGUGCGUUCAUGUUGAUGUUUCUUGCAUAUUAUAUACCGCUGGCUCAACCUACAGUCGACCUUGUUAUCUGCUACCAGAUAACACUGUUAUCUUGAUUUCCAUAUUUAGCUGUAAGCUUUAUUGUCCAAUCGGAACACACGUAAUGACUACAGUUUUUAACACCAUAUGUAGAUCAGUGGGGGAAAUUCUGGUUAUGACGAGAGACUAGUGGAUAAAAAAAAAUCACGUCCAAGGCACUCGGAAAAACAUUCAGAAGUUGAGGUACGUAUGUUCAUCUUUGAAAUGCUAUUAUUAGGGGGUGUUUACACGGUCCCUACAUGGAGGGCUGACCCUGCACACGCAGGCCGACACCCUCCAAAAAUUUCACAAUGGUCCCCUUGGCUUAGACGUUCAGGGGGGCGAGUGCCUUUCGUAAGUGUACUGGCUAGGAAAAUGGCGAUAACAUUGCUAGUGUUUUGCACUGCUUUGCGAUUACGAAUGCGUGGCGGCGGUUACGGGGUUACGGAUACCCUGUGCAGAAUCUCUCUAAUACAGCAAGUGUAUGUUGUUGUCAGGUUAGCGGCUGGGUAUUGUCCAAGAGCCACCAUUGGCAUCCAGUUAUCCCAAAUCCAGUUACCAUUUUCCCAUGAGCUGUAUACCAUAGACCACUAUCCGGUAUCAUCAGGUGUCUUGCAAAACAGUAUCCCAGCUACUCAACUAGUAUCCCUGCACAUCCCCAGUAUAAUUAUAUAGUGCAUGGCUUUAGCAGACCUAUUUCCUUUUUUUAUAGGAUUUUGAUAUCUACAAAGAUUACAAGAAGUUAAUGUCCACUGUGUUUAAGCUGCUUGGUUCUAACUCCACUGUAGACGAAGAAGUGAAUCGCAUUGUUGAUUUGGAAGGAGGUUUUAGGAGUGUAUGGAUUAUUUCUUGCAUAUCUUUUUUUCAUCUUAGAGCAUACUAAGGACAGUUAAACUUUUCACUCAAGUACCUACAAUGAAUAAAAUUAAAAUCGUAAAAAUUAAAAACUACUGAAAUAUCACGGAAACAAAAUAAAACUUGUCAAAAUUAAAAAGCGCGCGAUUUUCUGUUAUUGGGCCAUCCAGAAAGGGUCGGAAAUAUUAUAAUACCAUUUUUAUGUACUAGUUAAAACAUGAGCAGCCGAUCUUUAUCUGAUAUACAAACUCGAGCCGAAGGUGGCGAGAGUUUGUAUAUUAGAUAAAGAUCGGAUGCGAAUAACGUACUUAAAAAACGUCCCAUCUUAUGAGUUCAUUGACGAAGUAAUUUUAAAAAUAAACAUUGUCUAAGCCGAGAAAAUCAAAGCUGAAGUUUAUGUAAAUCAGGACAAAUCUUUAUCCGAUUUACAAACAUUGAUUAAACAUAUUGAAUUUUCUUCCUGCAUUAUUAAUGAGAUUUUAAAAAAUAUAUAUAUUAGAUGUAUUCGGAAAUUGAUUUUAAAGCAUGUACUAACCUAUUUUUAAUAGUUAGAAUGAGAAUUAUUAAAGUGCCCCUAACCCCAAAAUUGAUUUUUAGCUUAUUAACACGUAUGCUACCAGCAGAGUAGCUUCCACGGAGCGUUAGGCUGGUGAGACUAUGGAAGUAAUACAGCUUCAGAAAAUCCGUGUUGUAUAAGUAUAAACCACUAAAGAAGAGCGCGCUUGUUUUUUCGAAAGUAUUGAUUCUUGUAGUUUGCCUAGGAGUUUGCGCUAAUGGUGAAAAUGGGUUUGUUAUUGGUGGUGGAUCCGCCCCUGCUGCGAGAUGAGAAAUUUCCCGUGUUUCCAUACAGUUAUAGAAACACCCCAAUCGACCAAUCAAUGCUCGCGUACUAUAAAUGUUAUUUUAUGAUUGGACUUGAAUAAAUAUCUUCCCCUGAAAAGGGAAUGGUUUAUUGGAGAGAGUAAAAUCAGAAGAAAUACUUUCUCAAGUAGAACACGUGAUACUAAAGCUAAGUUAUCCAUUUUGUAGGUACAUCGCAUUUUUAACCCAUAUGACGUAAAAAAGCUUAGAAAGAAUGUGAAAUUUAUGACAGUCAACGAGUUGAAUAAUUUCACGUCGUUCAAGGUACGAUUUAAAAAUUACCAUUUUGUCGAACGCGUUCUAUUGCACGCUCAGUCGUGCAUUUUUGUAGCAUACGGUUUGUCCAAUUGCACGCUUGGGUUUUCAUUAAAUUCCAUCCGUCCGAAUCUUAAUCGUAUCCUAAUCGUAGCUCAUGUAGCCCAAAUGUUCAUAAUGAGGCUGAUGGAAUUGAAAUUCAAAUGCAUCAAAUGUUCAUAAUGAGGCUGAUGGAAUUGAAAUUCAAAUGCAUAAUUUGUGCGAAGCAAAAUGGCGGGUGAAAAAGUCACUAAAAUAUUACUUUUUACGACAAUGUUAAGUUAAAUAAAUGCCAUUAUUAUAUCAACAUAAGUGUUAUAUAGAGUUUUUGGCCACUGAGAAAAAUCGUAUGUAAACACACGUAAAAAAUACGAUAUUUUUACGUGUGAAAAUAUCAUUCGUUGUAAAACGCAUUGCCACGGACGUUUUGUUGUUUUUCACUUAAUUUUGUUUAUAUAAUAAACAGAAAAAUACAUGGAUGCUUGGAAAUACCAGAUUUCUUUCUCUUGUUGAACAUGAUAUCUCACUCGUUCGCUGCGCUCACUCGUGAGAUAUCAUGCUCAACACUCAAAAUAAAUCUGGUAUUUCCGCGCACCCAUGUAUUAUUCUCUAUUUAUUACAUUAACUCUUCACGCAAACAUUUUUUUGGACAUGUUUGUUGGUUUUCUAGUAAUUUUAACAUUGUACAUGCAACUCGGGUAUGUAUUUGUUUUGGAAAAUUCCAUCUUUCACCUCAUGAAAAUAUUUUUACCAUUGCACUCACAAACAUUCAUUAUUUAUAUACUAUACGAUACUGCAUACCAUACUGCAUACCAUACUGCAUACCAUACUGCAUACCAUACUGCAUACCAAAAUGCAUACCAUACUGCAUACCAUACUGUACCGUACCAUACCAUAUAUACCAUACCAUACCAUACUAUAUCAUGCCAUAUACUAUACCAAGCUACAUAUCAUACCACCCCAUACUUUACUUUACCUCAUAUAAAAGCACCCCCUAAGCUAACUUGCGUACCUUACUGUACCAUUUCCAACUUUUCCAGUUUAAUUGGACAAUGUAUUUUGAGGAAGUACUUCAUGGCACAAAUAAAUCAGUUCCGGCAUCUGACCAAAAAGUGAUGAUAGUUCUUCCUGAUGCUGUCAAGAACAUUGUUCUCUGGCUUGUAGACAAACCCAAGAGGUAAGCAAUUGCCAUUCAAUACUCGUAUACUCAACUUGCUUUGUUGUCGAAAUGUUCUGAAUUUAGAAAUAAAAGAUUUGGCGUUACAAAGGUUCAAAUUAUAGAGGUUCAGAUUUGACUUCCAUUACCGCUACCACUGCCUCUCACUGGCUUAGUAGGCAUCUGAUUGGUUAAUUGGAUAUAUCAACCGCAUCUGUAAAGGUGAAAAAUUGAAAAAUGUUUUUGAGACAUUAAGAGAAUAGUAGUCUCCCAUCCCCUGCCAACCCUCUCCUAGUGUCGUAUACCCCACUGUAUUAUUCCCCCCCUUCAUUUUAGUUUAUUAGCGAACGAAAUAAUUUGGAAUGUUAUUCGAACCUUAAUCAAUGCUCUACCUGAGGCAUUUAGAGAAGCACAAGAGAAAUAUAUUCAAAGUUUUGCAAGUAUAAAAAGAACUGCUUCCAGAUGGAAGACAUGUACUCGUUUGACCGACAGUUAUUUUGCAUAUGCUACAGCACUACUGUUUGUGAAUGAAAACUUGUCAGAAGCUGCCAGGAUUAAAGCGGUAAGAUUAUAUUUUAUUAUAUGUCGGUGGAAUCCAUUUGUUUAUAAUUGUAGUAUAGGAGUUUUUACCGACAUGCAGGCCUGCAAUUAAUUAAAUGUCGUUGGAGCGACAAAUGUCUGGCCAAUAUAUUUAUAUCAGUUUUUCUCGGGCAAUGGGCAGAGUAAAGACAAAGUGGGGUAUAACUCAGUUCAGGUUAAAAAAAUGGUGCGAUAUAAAUCAAGCAUAUUUUAUGUAUCGUGUCCUUUUUUAAAUCGGAAGAUGAUGUUUACUCUAAAACGUAGACUUGGAUCAAGUCCGUCUCUCUAGAAUCCGAGUCGCGAAGCGACGAGAUCGAGCGCGCGCGAAGUUCCAAAACGUUGCAUAUAAUAAAAUGAUUAUUUGCUAAGUAUUAUCUGCUAAGUCAGUGACAUAAGAACAUUUUUCAAACAGAAUAAUUUAUGGAUACAAUGAAUACAAAACAGUAAAUUUACGAAAAUAAUACUAUUGACCAUAAGGAUUGGGUAAAUUUAAUUUUCGUUCUAAAACUUUUUGUAGUCAUUUUUGUGGUUUAUUAGCCUGAAGACGGCAGCUUUACUGCCCGCGAAACGUUGCAAAAAUUCUUAAUAACUUGCCUUCAUUUCCACCGUAUUGAAUGUGGUCUUUCCAGUAAUUACCAUACCCUCUAAUUAUUGAAGGGAUUUAAUUCUAUCGAAUGAGAUGCCCAAAAUCCUGAUAUUUACCCAUACGUAACUGCUCUUGGUUUGGUCUAAUAAUAUACACUUAAUGUCUGCACCCGAGGGAAAUAGUUUUGUUUUCCCGAGAAUCUCAAUGUUUUCCGAGACGAAGUCGAGGGAAACAUUGAGAUUCGAGGGAAAACAAAACUAACUAUUUCCCGAGGGAAAAGACGUUAAGUGUUUUGUUAUAUAGCGACGAAACAAAUAUUAUCAACAUUGAACAACAUUCAUACAACAAUAUUUGUAUUUCAUGACAAAAACUCUAUAGCGUAAACGAGUUUAAAAUUUAAAAAACCUACUUAAAUGGUUUCAGCAGCAUAUCCUGUUGCCUGUUAUGUAUUUUUCUUCUCUUUUACAUUCUUUAUUCUAACACAAAGCCACGAAAACAGUAGUUUAAAUAGUAUAAACUUGUGCAGCCAUUUUGUUUAUUUAUGUACGUAGCCGGUCGGGGCAGGCAACAAUUUUUCACUUAUUGCCCGGGCGGGAUACAUUGCAUUUAUCUAAAGCCACGUGACUACAAAUCAGCCAAUCACGUUCGGUGUUCACACUAGCUAUAUAACAAUAGUGCAUGUAACACCGUUUCACUGUAACUUCAUUUAAUACAUAGAGAAUAAUACAUGGGUGCUUGGAAAUACCAGAUUUAACACGAGAAUUAAAUCUGGUAUUUCCAAGUACCCAUGUAUUUUUCUGUUCAAAAUUCAGUGAAAAACAACAAAACGUUCGUGGCAAUGCGUUUUACAACAUGUACAAAUGAUAUUUUCACACGUAAAACUAUCGUAUUUUUACGUGUGUUUAAAUACGAUUUUUCUCAGUGGCCAAAAACUCUAUAUAACACUUAUGUUUAUAUAAUAAAUCUUUAUAGGCAGCGGAAAUGUUUAGAGAGAUAAAAAGUGAAUUCAUUGAUGGCUUGGAAGAACAAACAUGGAUGGACAAUGCAACGCGCGCUCAGGCUCGCCUUAAGGUCAGUGACACGAAUGGCAAGAAAGUACGCGGCUUCAGAAAUGAAAAGAGAAAAUGCAUGGUGACAACUCAUUCCAGAAAGUGUGUGUGUGUGUGGGGGGGAGGGGGGAGCCGGCCGGUGGACUGGAGGCAUGUGCCCCCCUUCAAUGUUAUGGUAUUUUCACACGAUUUCUUGGGGCAAAACGUAUAAUUUUUAUUUUUCAAUUGAAACUUUGAAAUGCUGUGGGAUAGGUGUUUUUAGAGGUUAUAUCCAUUCAGAAGAUUUGUUUUUUUAAAGAAAUUAAGAAUUUCAAUCGCAAAAUGAUGUCAGUCCACCACAACUCAACAAGUAUUAAUCAUGGCAAAGUAUGGUAAAAGGUGGAGGGUGUUUAUAUAUUUAUCACCCUUACCCCAAAUAGUGGCAGGAAGCGCCCCCCUCCAGGCGCCCUUGAGCAGAUGGUCUACUUAUUUUAUUAUAUAAUAGUGAUUACUUUUUACGUAUAACCAGCUAAAGAAAAUGAAGGAAUGGAUUGGUUUUCCAUCGUUUAUUAAGAAUCCUGUCAAGCUGAACAAAUUUUAUGAAAAUGUAAGUUUUUAAUCUUUAGUCUCGCAUCCGAUAUGUACGUUGUACUAUACAAUGUACGAUGUCCGGAUAGAGAAAACAAGUCAGAAUUAAAUACAGGGCCUCUUUUAAGGACGUGUAACUGGAGGGGGACAUAUUUAGCGGGGGACCUCGAGAAGUUCCAGUCUGCACGUCUGUAUCACUGCAGCUACCAGCAUAUAUAUGCAUGGUUGAAGUAAUAAGUAUACGUCAUAGGGCAGCAGAUCAGGCCGUAACUAGGAUUCUGAGACAACCGAGUCGACCACCGAUGUCCCCCAGAAAAGUUUGGAUUUAUUGAAGCUCAGAUAAGCUAUUUCCAGCAUUUUGAGGAAUUUUUCAACAAGAAAUUAACCUUAUAAACAGUGACACAGUUACUGUAAUAAGUGCAAUUUCACAGUCUUCCAAAUGUAAUCCAGUCCCAAUAAGGCAGCAUGGUGUGAUGAUGCUGUAAUGGAAAUGUGCGUGGUAUAGUAUUAUCAUUCACCACACUUUAAAUUCUACUGUACUGCAUGUAUUACAUGUAUUGGGGUACUUUGAAAUCUACGCCUUCGUCUUCUCAGUGUCACUGAAGAGCAAGAUAGGGUGGUCUCUUUGGAGUAUCUUUACUUGGAAAAGCUAAACUAGAAUUUCGUCCUAAAAUGCCAUUUCAUGCCUUGUUCCACGAGUAAAUUAUGUCAGUCCGAUGGUUUAGGUUUCUGACGAUGUUUAAAUUUCAGUCCCCAAAUUCCUACCGAGUCAACUGAAUGGUUACAGGCCAUAGCUAGUUACAGGCCUGCAGAUGAUGGUCGAAUUCAGAAAUGUUAACACCUUAACAUCAUUUUCUCAAUUGCCGACUGCAGGCCGCGGGGCCAGUUAGAUGGCUGGCAUGUCCCCCCAGUCUAUAUGUUGGAAGAGGCCCUGAUUAAAUAUGUUAUCUAUCAUGUGUUUUAGGUUCAGGUCAAUCAAUAUAGUGUUUUGCAAAAUACACUAAGUGCUUUGAAAGAUCAAGUUCUGAAGAACAUAAAUGAAUUGGGAAAACCUCCAAACAAUAGCAGGUAUUCCAACCAAAGGAAAUGUAAUUGAUUUUUUCAUAGUGUUCAUUGUUGAUGAGUCUGCUAAACCAACAUGAUUAUUACAGGGGCGGAUUUACCGUGGCGGUGCAGGGGGGAGGUGCGCCCCCCACUUAGUGGUUUCUAUUACCCCCCCCCCCUCCCCAGAGAAGUGCAGCACCACCCUAAAAAAGCUUGACUAUAGUUUCUACUUUUCGAAUAAUGAUUAGCGGAACUUCUAUUUUUAGUGCUUGUCGAUUUCUUGGAGCAAUUUAAUUAAUUUGUGAGCUCAAGAGAAAAUACUCGGAAUGCUCUAGUUAAAUUUAUGCCAUAUUUACAAAUAUACUGUACGUUAACAAACAAAUUUACUGUGCUGUGCUACAGCAACUGUCCGGUCACGCAUGCGUGGUAAAAAGCCGAUAUAAACUUUAUGAAGAAAAGAUUAUGUAAAACAUAACAGAACGGCGAACAUGCAGAUUCGGCCAUCUCAAUAUAGUAGUAUAGUAUAUAGUCGUAGGAUAGUAGCGUUGCAGAUUGCAGAAAAUAAUGGGCAGUAAGGCUCCCUCAUGCACUACCCCAUGGAAAACCUGCACCCUUCCUUGCAGACAAGGCUAGAUCUACCCCUGAUCAGGGAACAGUUUCCUUCUUUACAACAAAUUAUUCCAGAAUUGAGUAUCGCUUUUUUAACUUCAAUCAAUAAAUCGAUCAAUAACUUCAUCACUAAAUAAAUCAAUAAAUCUUAGGCGGAUCUACUACCGGAGGGGGGUGCGUCCCCUCCCCCCUAUUGCUAUCCAGCUCCGCUUAAGGCCGUGUUCCACAAGGCAGAAUUUUCCGCGCGGAGAGGAAUUUCUCUUUGUCUUUUCUAAUUAGUUCCACCCGAGAAAUCACGAGACAAGGAAAAAUUCCGCUCCGCACGGAAAAUUGCGCCUAGUGGAAAACGACCUUUAGUGCUAUCCAAUGCCCCCUUGAAGAGAGAACUUUGGUAUUUCCCACUUUUUGAGUUAUUAUUAAUUAUAUUGAAACGAUUGAUUUGCGAGUAGGCGCUAUACAUUGCAUACGAUUACUGCGUACUUCAUGCAUGUUAGGAGUAUACACUGCGUAUCCGCGCAGAUGUGUGCUCAUGUCGCAAAAGCUGAUAUGUUGCUGUUUCAUGAUGAUUUCAACAAAAUAAUUUUUCCUUUUCACCGGUUAAGACGAUCAUCAUCCGGUGUCGAACAUUAUAUUUUCUUUUCUGAAAUACAAAGGACAAAUUUGACAGAUAAAUUUAGUGCUCAGAAUGCAGGAAACAACAUUUCCGGGCUUCAAAUUUCAAGAAUGUUGAUGAUGAAAAUAUUUAUUCAGGGAUGUCCGAUUCAGCAUAGCUGGUUUAAACGGAGCCCUGGCUACAAACAAAAUUACAGAAUUACAAAAUUACAACAUAUAUCACAAAUAUUUACAUACAAUCUAAUAUUAUUAUAAAGUAUAAUGAAGGCCUUUAGAAACUUCUUAGGAUCUAUCUUAAAUUUUGAAAAACAAGUUUCAUUUCUAAAACUUGAUGGUAGCAAAUUCCAUGUUUCUGGUCCAUUGUAUCGCAAGGAGCCUUGAUACUUUUCGUUCUUGCUAAAAGUAAUCGGAGUAAAUCCCUAUUUCUAGUAUUAUAGGCAUGGAUUUCAUUUGCGAAUCUAAAAUCAUGCAAUAAUGAUCAUGCCCUCGGACACCCUAGUAAUGCACCUCCCUCUAUCCCCUCUGGGAAAUGGAGCAUGCCCUCGGACGCCCUAGUAAUGCACCCCUCUCCAUCCCCUUUGGGAAACCUCCACCCCUUCUAGGAAAUGAGGCCAGAUGCGUCCUUCAGUCAAUAAUAAAUCAAUGCAAUAAAAAUAUUUCAAUUUUUAACCAAUAGCAUUUACAUAAUUCAGUAACAAUGCAACUACAGUAUAUAUAUGUACAUAACUCAAAACUGAUUUAUUUGAGGUAGUAAUAUUAGCGGCAAGGAGUCAUCCAGCGACCAUAGCACUUAUAAGUAGGAUGUCUCUUUUGAGCCGUUAAUUAAGUAUGUGAAUAUUAAAAGUGGCAUAAGUCAGACAGCAAUUACGGUGAACGUAAUCAUAAAUGUAUAUUACUCAAGUAAGUAUUUCAACAUUGUAUUCCUAAAGCAAUUUAAUAUUCUUAUAAUUAUCUUGUAACAGUGCAGUAAGGGAAUUCAGUAUACCAAUAAGUAGAAACGUAUGUGUAGAAAUACCUUCUUUUAAGUCAUCUUUGUAUUUUCUAUACAGAUUUUUGAUGCCACCUCUUACAGUCAAUGCAUUUUAUGAUCCUUCUGCAAACGCGAUGAGUAAGUCUAGCAUUACCUGUAACUAAAUUCUCUUACUAAUUAUUUUCUUCGUGCUCUUCGCCCUCCUUCUAUCAUUCAGUACCUACCUACCUAUCUCCUUGCUUACCUUACGUAUCAACUGACUGCCCACUUCAUUUAUUUUAUUUUCAUGGAUUUUUUCAUAUGUGUGUUGACCAAAUUUUUAUUGCUUAUCCUGCAGCUAUCAUGGCAGGAAUAUUACAACCACCUUUCUACAAAGACGACAGGCUGAAGUAAAUGAUUCUGUUUGGUUUUGUGUGCGUCACUAGAAGACUGCGCCAGCUCAUAAUUAUUGCUUUUGUGCAUUUCAGAGCGUUGAAUUAUGGUUCUCUUGGUAUGAUCGUAGGACAUGAAAUUACACAUGGCUUUGACGAUCUAGGUAGGAUGAUACAAUUAAGCGCCAAAACAAAAAAGAUUUGGAUUUAAGUUUGGACUGCUGAUAGUUGAAAACUUGUAUUAUAUUAAGUUGUUGUGCCAUUCAAACGAGUGAGUAAACGAUCUAUUUGCAUUUUGUUGCAUGCAUGCAUGCAAGUGACACUGAAUUUGCUAAUUAUGUGUAGUAUAUAAUUUCAGUAUUGCUAAAGGCCUUUGAGCAUUUUGAUUGGCUUCCCUUUUAAACUUUGUGAAGCAUUACCCCCCAAAACGGCUGAAAAUCAGACGACGGAAGUAAAUUAUUUAUACAAAUUAUAUUCAUAAAAUAACACGUGUAUUAGUUUUUUUUAACAAAACUUUUUCAAUACUGAAAUAAAUUAUACUAAAACAGUUAGUCGCCUCAGGCUCGGUGAUUGCAAUCCUAUAUAUAUUCAUUUCGCCUUCGCCUCAGUGAGUAUAGGCUUGUAAUCAACUCGCCUUCGGCGAUUAAUUGUUUUAUUAUUAGCAUGACAAAAUUACUGGAUUCUGAUUGGUUGAGAGGAGUACAAUUAUUUCAUUAAUUGUACUGCAGUACAAUUAAUGAUUUUCCCAAAACAAACAAAAUGGCGGAAAGGUAUUUUUAAACACAAGGGUGAAAUGAAAUUGCAGUGGGGGAACUAGACGAAAAUACGAACAAAAGCAUCAAAUUUUGCUUAAAAGAACUAAAUGAAAAUACAAACAAAAGCACCAAAUUUUGGUUGAAUGUCUGGCAGGACUGGGCUUUGGCGAGAGAAUAUGAUGUUGACAUUGAGAAGUACGUAUCCAAUUUUGUCAUGCUAAUAAUAAACAAGUAAUCAUGCGAUGUUGCUCGUACAAUUAGGGAUUAAUGUACUCGUGAUGUUUGGAAAUUUGCCAAAUUGGACUCGCCCCGGUGGCUCGUCCAAUUUUGGCAAAGUUUCCAAACAUCACUCGUACUAUUAAUUCAUAAUUGUACUCGCCAUCGCAUGAUUACCUAUACAAAUAAUGUUUUCACUUAAUUAUACAGUAUUAACAAGUUGUAGUGUGGUUUAAUUUCUCGUGCAAUUUGGAAAAACGGACAUUCGUAAAUCUUUCAAAGAUUUUAAAUAUAAUUUCCUUAGGACUUUGAUUGUUCUUGAAAAACUUAUUCGUACAUACUUUUUUCGAAUUGCACGCGGAACGAUACUAUAUAACCUAUACAUGCUAUAGCCAUUCUAUAAACAUCACAAACAGGAAGUGAGUUCGAUGAGAACGGAAAUUUUCGCCAAUGGUGGACCAAGAAAUCACGCGAAAAUUUUGUGAAGCGGUCAACAUGUUUGGUUGAAGAGUACAACAAAGUUCAAAUAUUUGGCUAUCAGGUUUGUGAAGAAGGUUUCCUACCGCCCCCCGUUUUUUGGGCAGGACAAAUUUUGUCGAAAAUUUAGUGAAUUUUGUGGCCAAUGUAGUGUUUUUUUGGAAAAUUUGUGUGAUGUUACGAAAAAUUUUGGUAUGUCCGGAAAAUUUUUUUGACCCCUAAAAUGGUACACCCAUGUCCUUUCUGAUCAGUUUCAUUAUUCAUUCCAAUAAUCUUGUAUUUUUAAAGUUUUAGAGCAUGUUCAUAUAAUUAUGCCCAUCUAACUAACCGGCAAACACGCCUGAGUGCAGAGAUUUUCUUGCGUUUGUUUUUGGAUAUUCCCUCAAAUUGUUUGAAAUUAAAAGCGGACAUUUUGUUGAAUGGAUUUUAUUCACGUCUUACAAAGCUUUGAAACGGUUUAACGUCACUUUUUAGUGCAAAGUUGCUUUGCACUAUUGUUAUGAGGUUAAAUUCAAUUCAGUGACCGAUCGAUCGAUAGAGUAAACAACCCGGGGGAGCUUGCAAUUGAUUUUUUAUCACGUUUUCUAGAGCUUCGCGACGUUCGGCCAACUAUAUUAAUCGUUCAUAGCUGUUUGUAGAUUAUAACAAUCUUUAUAAUAUAGCAUUUGUAAAUUCUGAACUCUGAUUGGCUAAGAGCCGUGUUGAUAUAACUCCAUGUCAACACGGGAAAUUUUCCGCCGCUUGUAAUACGGAAAUUGUUCUUAUUCUUCGGGCUUUUGACAUUGCUAUAUUAUAAAACAAAUAUAAAACACUUUUCCGUAUUGAUAUAUAGUUAUAUCAACACUCGUGGAAGUUGGGAAAACUCGAAAUUGUGUGAAAACACUCCGCUCUUCGGGAGUCGUGUUUCCACACAAUUUCUCGUUUUCCCAAUUUCCACUCGUGUUGAUAUAACUGUAUAUCAACACGGAAAAUGUUUUAUAUUUGUUAAAUAUUUAUAUUAUGAUGGUAUAGAUGUUCUUACUUAUCCAACAUUUAGAGAUGUUAUAAUCAAAUUACUGUUGCAUUUCAAGCGCUUGUUAUUAUAUGAUAAUGGCCCCCUGCAACAUAAAUACACGUGCUUCAUACUAAUACAUGUCGAAAGUUUGCGAGAAAAUAGUAUUUAUUAGGCUAUAUAAUUUUUUGCUUGAGAUUCAUUUCCUAAAUCCUUUUCAAUCUGGUUUUCGACCUGGAGAUUCGACCCCGAGAUUCGACACAAAAUUUACGAGGCUCUUGAAGAAGGCAAAGAGGUUCGGAUGGUUUUCCUGGAUAUUAGUAAGGCCUUUGAUAAAGUUUGGCACAAAGGAUUGCUCCGUAGGUUAGAAUCUUUGGGAGUAGGAGAUCCUCUUCUUAAAUAGAUUAAAAGUUAUUUAUCAGAAAGAAAGCAGCGUGUCAUAAUAGAUGGUCAGUCAUCGGACUGGAUGCAAAUUGAAGCCGGCGUUCCUCAGGGUUCCGUUUUGGGCCCUUUGCUUUUUUUAAUUUAUAUAAAUAAUAUUACGCGUGAUCUUCAAAGCAGCAAUUUUCUUUAUGCCGAUGAUACUUCUCUGUUUGAUGUAGUCGAUGAUCCUAGUUCUACAGCAAUUAAGCUUAAUAAUGACCUUGCAUGUAUUAAUGCAUGGACACACGACUGGCAGGUUACUAUUAAUCCGGGAAAAACCAAAUCCAUAAUCUUUUCUGUAAAGCAAAUAAAGCCAAUUCAUCCAAAUAUAUAUUUUAAUAAUAAAAUAAUAGAAAAUGUUAGUAACCAUAAACAUUUGGGAGUUACUCUUUAUUCUAAUCUUUCUUGGAGGGCUCAUAUUUUUAAUGUUUAUGAGAGUGCUUCAAACCUUUUAAAAGGUCUGAAAUUCAAAUUAAGUAGAGAGACGUUAUCAAAAUUGUACAAAUGUAUUAUUAGACCUGUAAUGGAGUAUGCCGAUGUUCUUUGGGACGGCUGCUCCAUUAGUGAAAGUGAUCUUUUAGAACAUGUUCAGUAUGAAGCUGCGAAGGUGGUCACCGGUGCUAUGAAGCCAUCCUUUUUUCCUUCAACAACUUUGCUCUGGAAUAGCAUUGAUUAUGUAGAACGUAAUAAUUUAUCAAUUAAUGUUUUUAAACAGUAUCUUAAAAAUUUCUUUGAUAUUUCAAGUUAUUCAAAAUAUUUUGAUUAUUCAAUAGAUAGAUAUUCUUCUAUUUUGCACACUCGUCUUCGCCUUGUACUUUAAAUUAUUAUUUAUUCAAAAUAGAUUGUAUUGUAUCUCCAGUAUGUGUGUGCGGCGCGACUUGUGAAUCUGUUACUCAUUAUACUUGCUAGAGUGUCCCCGAUAUUCUGCUCUGAGGUUGUCCUUGCUCUCGGUUGCUGCACAAGUGUACGGUUGGGGCUGGAAUCGUUUGUCGGCUUUUCAAAAAGUACAAUUAUUAUUGUUUGGUGAACCAAAUUUAAGUGUAGAUGAUAACAUAGAAAUAUUUAAAAAUGUUCAGCAAUAUAUUAAGUUAUCAGAACGUUUUCGGCAAAGUUACGUUUAAAAUAAAUAUAUAUAUAUAUAUAUAUAUAUAUAUAUAUAUAUAUAUAUAUAUAUAUAUAUAUAUAUAUAUAUAUAUAUAUAUAUAUAUAUAUAUAUAUAUAUAUAUAAAUAUAUAUAUAAAAAUAAACGCCAAACAACUUCCUUGCAGAUGCAUCAAUCCUAUUUCAUACAUUAAUCAUUAUGCGAGUCAACAUAAAUCUUAAUUAUCAUUUGUCAUAUCAACUUUGCACUAUCCUUGGGAUCUCUGAUUUUUAACGCCUUCUGUUCAGCACUCUUUAUAGUCCUUGAAUUUUCUAAUUACAUGGCCUUGAAAUUACUUGAAAAGUCUUUGAAUUUUACUUUUCCGCCCUUGUACCAACCCUGUUAUAUAACCACAACAUAAUAAUGCACACUGCGUUUCUUAGGUGGAUGGCAACAAGACAUUAUCAGAAAAUAUUGCUGAUAACGGAGGUUUGAAGUAUGCUUUUAAGGUAAGUGGAAUUUGCGAAAGGUUGGGGAAGAGAUUUUUGGGUGAAUAAGGCCUGUUUUCCCUUUGGAUUUACAGUAAUGCUGCUGAUUUUUUUAUUCGGGAAAAGUAGACGCUUUAAAGGGAAAUAGAAAGAAAAUUAAGUUUCUCCCAUUUGAAAGAGGGAUUCGACAUUAUUCAAAACCUUUUUACAGAUUUUCUAUAUCGUUUUUGGUAUAAAAUAUAUUACCCUUCAUUUCAAACAAAAUCGUUAUGCACUCCGCCAUCUUGGAUGUAUGCAUACUAGUAUACCCAUCGUCGGGUAUGCUCAACGUUACAACCAGGGUAACAUUAUUUUGUAUUGUGAGCAAUUCGCAGGCCAUUUUAAUGCUAAAUCCUUUUUUUACUAUUGCUUGUUUUAAAUAAAGCACAAGCUAUCUAUAAUCUUUCCACUGAUAUUAUGAUUUUGGCCAAACAACCCCGCCCGAAAAUCGGUGCCUGAUGGGUAUAAAGGUAGGGAACCGCACCUAUAGUCCGUCAAGUUAAUCGUAUAGUGGAUAUGUCUGCAGAGGAGAGAUCAUUAACCCGUAACUUGGCUACACAGUGCACCAAUAACAUUUAUCUGUCGUGUCUUUUGGUAGGCAUAUCAAAAAUGGCGUGAUAUACAUGGCAAUGAAGAAAAGUUACCAGCUCUUCCUUUUAAUAAUGAUCAACUUUUCUUCAUUGGGUUUGCUCAGGUACGUAUGUUCUGAUAUAUACUCGUACGAACGAAUUCAUCACUUUCAUUUGCUCCUGGUGUUUAUGAGACCGAUUCAUGGCCAGCAAUUACAUGAAAAUACGUCUUAGAAUAUUAUAUAAAUUAAAAUGUAUGCAGGAUGGGAGUAACUUAAACCAACCCAAUUUUACACUGUCUGCAUGUAAAGGUGUAUCACUGCAAAACAUAGUACGAGAUUUUAGGGAUUUUUCGGGAUGUGCGCGAUGGGGGGGGGGGGGGGGGGAGUGCGGGCAACUGCCCCCUACCCAGUAAUAUCUGAGAGAAUUAGUUCUUUGUAUGUUUGCAUGGUGAUAAAAUAUAUUAGUUUUGUUUGUGGAAACACCACGUAAAUUUAUUACUGCAUGCAAAGCUUUCGAUCCGUAAGCCAUAUUAUUAUAAUAUAUUAUACUACAGCUUAACUUUUAACCUGCCAAUUAAUGAUUUCUUGGUUGAAAAUUAUUGUCACAGCUUUGUUAUAUUAUUAGCUUUGUUUUAUUAUUAUUAUUAUCAUAUUAUUAGCACUGAUGAAGAUCCGGGCUUACGGAUCGAAGCUUUACAGUAAUAAAUUUACGUGGUGUUUCCACAAACAAAACUACACUGUAAAAUUAUAGCUGAAUAACUGUGUAUAACAAAGCUGUGACAAUAAUUUUCAACCAAGAAAUCAUAAAUUGGCAGGUUAAAAGUUAAGCUGUAGUAUUACAUGAAAUUUAAGGCAAAAAAAGUUUGCCAGCAACAAAAGUAUCCGUCGCUGUUUUGUUCUGUCUUAUUAUCCUUUCAAUAUUUUUCCUUGUAUAGUUAUUGUGUGCCAAAUAUACAACAAAGGGCGCUGAAAGUGCGAUGAAUUUCGACACGCAUUCUCUGGAUCCAGUCAGGUGUGUAGUGUGGGAGUGUUGGUCGCGUGCUUCUGCGAUAUGCAUUACGUUUUAUAGUGAAAAGAGUGCUUCCAGGUGAUUCUACCAAACAUUGCAAGUUUUUUCUGGGUUUUCCAAUUUCUCCAUUGACCAUCGCUGGACCACUAGGAAGGACAGUUUAAGCCCUUUAUAGGCGGCACAGUUGCCGAGAUCACGCUAGUAAUAUAUUGAGUAUUUAUAUGAUACUGCCCCCAUUCUGGCAAAUUCCCAUAUAAAGAGGCGGGGUGAACUUCCUUCUGAGCACGGGUAAAAGACGUCAAGCACUUAGAUGGCUUCUUCCCAGCAAUGUAAAAUCACACUCCAAAAACACCCUCAGCUGGUUUAAAAAUUCCUGGUUAACCUAAAAUUAACCCUGUUUGUGGUAACUUAAUGUUACUGGUUAAAUUUCCUGGUUAAUUUAACCACAACAUAUACCAUAGUCUUGGCUAAUUUAACCGGAUCCUGAUUAAGGUUACUUCACACGAUGAACGUGCAUUUUAGUCUAUUGGACAUUGCGCACGACUUUUGGGUAUAACUUUACCACAUUUUCAGUGAAGAAAGCCAGGAAAAUCUGAUUUCGAAAAGUUUCAUUUGAUGGGUGUUCAGUUUAAACAUUUUCAGUAAAACAAUCAAAAUAUGUGUAUAGUUUACCUCAACGUUUGUCUAGAUAUCGCAAUUCGAAUCUUCAUAGGCACGGUAAAAAAAAAACGUGUGCGGAAAAUUUCUCUUCUUUAGUGGUUUUUCUGAUAUGCCCUGAUUCUUGGGUUUAUCACUGAUAAUUCACGAAGUUGUCAAAGAAAACGUCAUGUCAGAAAAACCAUUGAAGAAGAGAAAUUUUCCGCACACGUUUUUUUUUUUACCGUACUUAUGAAGAUUCAAAUCGAGACAUGUAGACAAACGUAGACAAACUAUAAACAUAUUUUGAUUUUUUUAUGAGAUACCUAUAUAUUUCUCUAGUCAGCCAAUACUGGACAUGUUUAAACAGACUACCCAUCAAAUGAAGAUUUUCCAAAUCAUCAUUUUCUUGGCUUUCUUCACCUAAAAUUCGUUGCACCAUGUUCAAUAGACUAAAACGCACGUUCAUCAUGUGAAGUAACCUUAACACGCGCCAUCGCUUGAAACAAGGAAAAUAUCACAAAUCUCUUAAUUAAAAAAAUAAUAAAUCACUUUGGAUAUAUUUUCUAACUUUAUAAAUAGUUUUUAGAUGGAAAAAGGGUUUGAAAGUACUAAAUUUCAUCGAUAAAAGGCAUUUUAUCGAAAGUUUGUUUGUAAAUGUAUCUGGCGGGAUCCAAUUUGCUUCACAAGUGCCAUAAUCGGAAAAAUCAUUGGCCAAAUUUCAACUGGCUACCAAAAGUCAAACUUUCCGAAAAGUCAAACAAAGACCAUUUUCCGACCUGUGAAGUAUUCCAAUUUCACGUACUAUUUUUUAAUACAACAUGAGCGGCCUUGUUGUAUCGGAUAUACAAACUCGAGCCGACGAAUGGCUUGUGAAACGUCUUGAUGAGAACAUUCGUAUUCUUCAACAAUUUAAAAUAAAUGAGAGAGACAAAAAUAAAUAGUCAGAGACUCCAGCGUUCCAAGAAUUGUUUCUAUGGGAGCAAGUGAAUCGGACACGUUUCAGUUCGCUCAGCAUCCUGCCCUGGAGACAUUGCAGAGCUUUUCAAUCAGGGAUGGAUCCAGCAUGAUAUGGGGGUGCUCUGCCAGCUCUGGUGCCGAGUUGUAUCGGUCAUGUGUGCCGCCCGUCCAUCAACUAGCUUCACUACUGUAAAGUCUUGCUUGACUACUGUAUUUGAAUUGUAAUUGUUGUUCACAGUUUGGUUAUCAUCAAUUUAUUACUCAAAUUAUUGUAUCUCAUGUUGUUUCUAAUAAUUUUUUACUUUAUCAUGAAAAAUAGCACCCCCCCCCUGCACCCCCUCUGGCCAAGGCUAGGGAGGGUGCAACCUCCACCCCAGUAAAUCCAUUCAUGUUUUCAAUUAUUUUUGGGCUUCGGUGGCCAAGUGGUUAGCGCACUUGCCUUUCACCUCUGAAGUUGCAAGUUCAAGCCUCAGUGAGAACUUUCUCAGCGCGACUCGAACCCAGUCCUCAUGUGAAAAGAGUAAAAGUCAACGCUCGCUUUUCCCCGGGUACUCCGGUUUCCUCCCACAGGGAAAGUUGACAGGGUGGGUUAGGUAAAAGGGCCCAUAGUAAUUGGCAUAUGCUGUUGUGGUGACCCUGCCCUAGUUGGCAAAGCUAAAUAAAUAAAUAAAUGAUAUUUGGUGAGAUAAUUGAACUUAAAGUUUAUGUGUAAAGCAUGAACAUAUCUGUACCAGAUACACAAACUCCUGCACGCUCAUGGUUUCUUUUGCGUUCUCUUCAUGAAUUAUUAAUGGCUGUGAAAUGAUAUGUACAUUUUUCGUAAGGGAUUAUCUGCCAUUUUAGAAAGUCCAAUUCAAAAUUGCCUUUGCACCUUUCUGUAUAACUGUCUACUUUUAUCAUGCAUGAUAUACAUACAUAAUUAUAGAGUAUAUUGGUGGGCUGCCUAUGGUAUGAGACUAGGAUAUGUGUUAGAAUAAAGUUUAAAGUUAGGAUUUUGAUUGUAGGGAUAGGAAAUAGUUAACGUUGGAAUUGACCCGAAAAUCUAUGUUCAUAUACGGCGUACCGUAAACCUUCGAAUAUAAGCCCCCCCCCCGUGUAUAAGCCCACCACAUGUACUAACGCUCACCUCAUUCCAAAUAUAAGUCCCCCCCCCCAAUAUAAGCCCACCCGAAUAUAAGCCCACUUGUUAUCACUAUUAUUUAUCACUAUUACCACUAUUAAUCACUAUUAUUACUACGGUAUGCUUGUCUACCACUUGUUUAUUACUAUACUUGUUUAUCACUAUUACACUAACACAAAAGAUCGUCCCCCCCCCCCCCCCGGUAUAUAAGCCCUUGUAUAAGCCCAUAAAAAAUCGUUUACGAAAGAAUAUCAGCUCAGGGCUUAUAAAAUCGGAGGUUUACGGUACCUUCACUGUAGCCAAUCGAUGACACGGUAUUAUAUAACAUGCCAUUUGUUGAAAUUGUAUACUUUUCCAUUAACUUUCAGAGUACGAGUUCCAUUGUCCAACUUUCCUGAAUUUAGCAAAGCAUUUGAAUGCCCAUUGCCGAACAAUACUUGCACGGUUUGGUAGACAGGUGUUUACGUUAGUUGUAUAUUGAUAUAGUUAACAGAAAAUAAGUAUAUGGUCAAGAAGACUGGUGAACUGCAAUAUAAUUCCAAGGUUACAGGACAUUCUUUUUGGCGUUUUGCGGAAAAUCGCUACUGCGCGCUCAAUAUCAGUCUAAUUUUCACCAAAUGUUCGCCAGUGCAAGCAAAAUAUGAUAAAGUUGUAAAAGUGACAAACAAAAUAAAAAAAAAGGUACUUUACGCUUUCGAGUUCUUUUCCUGUUGGUUUUAAGGUAUAUUUAUGAAAAUAUCAUUUUUUUGUAAUAUAGAGUAAAAUAGUUGUUCUAAAGAAAUGUGUCGGGAAAUUUUUCGUUUAUUUCGUCAUUCCGCUGGUAUGGCGAUUUCUUUGACGACGACUGCAAUAUAUUUCUGAAUCGUUUGAGUGAAUUGCUCCCCAUUAUUAAAAUAGCCAAAAUUAGAAAAAAGCCGAACACGUUUUUGAAACUGACGUACUUAACUAGUAUGUCCUGUGAAAAUUUAAGAACAAUUCGUUGAAACCCGCAGGAGAACAACUCGUUUGAAAAUCAGUAAAAUUCGGAGAAAAUUGAAUUUGAAUAUUACAUUUUCAAUGUUUUUCUUAUUGCAGCGCAAUGCAUUUUAUUAAAUAACUCUGCGAGUUUUCAACAUUUUUCGUUCAAACUUGGUCAGAUAGUAGAACUAGUCUAAUUAACACUCAAAGGUGUUCUGUAACUAGGCAAAAUAGAACUAGGCAAAAUUAACACUCAAAGGUGUUCUGUAACCUAGCCUGCGAACAGGCUCUCAAGCUGAAUUGAGAGCCUGCAUCGAUGACUAAUGAAUUUGAAUAUCUGCCCCGUAACGUUCGUUUUUCCAAAUAUGGGAUGUCUAUCCUUAUAUGGUGUUGUUUACAACUUUCAUGCAAACUAAAUUUAGACCGUACAGUUUAUACUGUUUUUCGAAAUAUAAGAUAUUGAAGCAAAAGUUUAAAUGUUUUAAAUACUGUUUUCUCAAAACAGAACAUUUCGUGCUUUGAGAUAAGAUGGCCAAGACCAAUUUGAUCAGCUAAUGUGUUUUUUAUGCAUAGUGCUAGCAGUUGACAUAUAUUGAGCUCAGCGGAAUAAUAUAAAUUAUAGCAUCUGACCAUUGAGAAUUUCGCGUCACGAUUUGAGACGCAGAUAUUCAAAUUCAUUAGUCAUCGAUGCAGGCUCUCAAUUCAGCUUGAGAGCCUGUUCGCAGGCUAUUCUGUAACCUUAAAAUCAUUUGAAACCAGGUUUGAAACAGUCGUUACACGCUCUUUUUAUUGCACAAUGUAAGUGAAAAAUUUGGUUUAGCCUUAAAUGUGACAACUAAUCUGUUUCAAAUGAUAUAAUCGUAACAUUUUUGUCUGAAGCGGUUUGAAGUAAUGCCUAUAAUUUUGGCCGCGGUGUUUUUAGUCAUAUUUGCCCGGUUUCGGUAUAUCGGUACACCUAGCAGUCCUAGUACUUCCAAACAUUGUUUUCUAUUAACUGCAUGACUGACUGAGUGAGCUUUCAUGUACUGAUAGUUUGGUUUUAAAUAUGAGAAUGUAAUUCUAUUUCUUGCUGUUGUGUUAGAUAGUUUAUAUAUGUAAUAUAAUAAUACUGCUGAUUAUUGCGUUAACCAUAUUUUGUUUCAUGUUAAAGUGUCCUUGAGUCUUAUAACCAAAGAAUUGUUAGCC